This is a messenger RNA of Medicago truncatula (barrel medic), 1384 nucleotides long. RefSeq names its product pyridoxal kinase. The record is from RefSeq and is a predicted model, not a curated record. Gene Ontology annotation, biological process: pyridoxal 5'-phosphate salvage. The transcript has 13 exons. The coding region runs from base 68 to 1120 and encodes 350 amino acids. Gene Ontology annotation, molecular function: pyridoxal kinase activity. Lineage: Eukaryota; Viridiplantae; Streptophyta; Magnoliopsida; Fabales; Fabaceae. Gene Ontology annotation, cellular component: cytosol.
UACAUAUGAAUGUAAUUUGUUAAAGUCAAAUUAAAUAUCUUUCCUUCCUUGUCUCUUUGAUUCAUUCAUGAUUCAUCUACCUCUCCCCAAAACCGCAACGUUACUCCAUUCUUUCUACACACUCAAUCCAAAUCCAUUCCAGAUUUUCCCCAGAAACUCAUUAUUUUCCGAUUCAAGGAAGAGAAACUCAUCAAUGGCGCCUCCGAUUCUUUCCUUAGCUCUUCCUUCCGAAACCGGUCGAGUACUCAGCAUUCAAUCUCACACUGUUCAGGGUUAUGUAGGAAAUAAAUCGGCUGUUUUUCCUCUCCAACUUUUGGGCUAUGAUGUCGAUCCAAUUAAUUCCGUGCAGUUUUCAAACCACACAGGGUAUCCAUCUUUUAAGGGCCAGGUUUUAAAUGGACAGCAACUCUGGGAUCUAAUUGAAGGCCUUGAAGCCAAUGAUUUAUUGUACUACACUCACUUAUUAACAGGUUAUAUUGGUUCAGUUUCUUUUCUCAACACAGUAUUGGAUGUUGUCUCCAAGCUUCGCUCAAUAAACCCCAAGCUUACAUAUGUAUGUGAUCCAGUAUUGGGUGAUGAAGGAAAGCUUUAUGUUCCUCAAGAGCUGGUGACAGUGUACCGUGAGAGGGUUGUUCCAAUCGCUUCAAUGUUGACUCCCAAUCAGUUUGAAGCAGAAUUACUGACAGGACUCAGGAUUCAGUCUGAAGAAGAUGGUCGAGAAGCUUGUAACUCAAUUCAUGCAGCUGGACCUUCAAAGGUUGUAAUUACAAGUAUAAAUGUAGAUGGGAAUCUUCUCCUCAUUGGAAGCCAUCUAAAGGAAAAGGGAAAUCCUCCCAAACAAUUUAAGAUUGCAAUUCCCAAAAUACCAGCUUAUUUUACGGGAACAGGAGAUCUCAUGACUGCACUUCUUCUCGGUUGGAGCAAUAAACACCCAGACAACCUUGAGAAGGCUGCAGAACUCGCGGUAUCAAGCUUACAGGCACUUUUGCAAAGGACACUUGAUGAUUACAAAAGUGCUGGACAUGAUCCCAAAUCAUCCAGUUUAGAGAUCAGAUUAAUUCAGAGCCAAGAUGAUAUCCGCAGUCCACAAAUCACAUUCAAAGCUGAAAUAUACAGCUAAACGGUGAUAUGAUUUGAAGCCGAAUGCCUAUCUCGAUCAAUUAUAGAAAUUGGAGCUACAAUGUUCAAUUAUAGCACUGCAGGCCUUUUAAAGCCAAAAGUUCAUUUUUUUUUUUUUAAUAAGCAUGACAUAUAAGUCAAAUUUGUGUUAGGUUCGAAAAAAUAAAGAACUGUAAAUUUAAUUUUAGUUUCAUUACCCUCGUUACUGGAAUAUUAAGGCAUAAAUAUAAUUGUGCAUAUAUCUAACUAUCAAAUUGAAAAAUAA